Rhineura floridana is the source of this 2382-nucleotide messenger RNA. Its product is annotated as vomeronasal type-2 receptor 26-like. Gene Ontology annotation, molecular function: G protein-coupled receptor activity. The coding region runs from base 1 to 2382 and encodes 793 amino acids. The record is from RefSeq and is a predicted model, not a curated record. Lineage: Eukaryota; Metazoa; Chordata; Lepidosauria; Squamata; Rhineuridae. Gene Ontology annotation, cellular component: membrane. Gene Ontology annotation, biological process: G protein-coupled receptor signaling pathway. The transcript has 5 exons.
AUGUACCAGCAUGUCCUGGCCUUGGCAUUUGCUGUAAAAGAGAUCAACGAGAUUCCUAAACUCUUGCCAAACAUUACACUGGGCUUCCACAUUCUCAAUGGCUAUUACAUUGCAAUGAUGACUUAUAAAGCCACCUUGAACUUGCUUUGCACACAGUAUAGGUUUGUCCCCAACUUCACCUGUGACUCUCAUAAGAAAUUAAUUGCUCUCAUUGGAGGAUAUGUUACUGAAACUUCUUCCAUUAUAGCCAACAUUGUUUCAAUCUACAACAUUCCACAGCUCACUUAUGGAUCAUUUUCCCCAGCACAUGGUGACAGAACUGUAUUUCCAUUUUUGUACCAGAUGGUCCCCAAUGAAGAUUAUCAAUACAGAGGGGUUGUCCAGUUACUACAUCAUUUUGGGUGGACAUGGAUUGGGCUCUUGGCCGUGGAUGAUGACUAUGGGGACAGGUUUUUGCAGGUCAUGGUGCCAUUGCUUACCCAGAAUAACAUCUGCUAUGCAUUCAUACUUAGAACACCCAAACGGACAUAUGUGGAUGAGUAUUUGAACUUCCUUUUAAGGCACUUAGAAGAUUAUCCAGUUCUUAUGGACAGAAAAGUCAAUGCAUGUUUUGUAAAUGGUGAACCUCCAUCCUGGCAGAAUUUGAGAAUGUUGCUGUUUUAUGCACCAUUAUUCUCAUUACCACCUGUUGGUAAAGUGUGGAUUGCAACAUCCCAAUGGGAGUUUGAAUCACUCUCUGUUCAAAGACUGUGGGACAUCCAGAAUUUCCAUGGUGCGAUAUCUUUCACAGUACACUCGAAUCAGCCACUUGGAUUCCAAAAUUUUAUAGACACCGUAAAACCUUCCUGGGCAAACAGAGAUGGAUUCAUUCAACUUUUUUGGGAGCAGGCAUUCAGCUGUUCCUUGAAAUUUUCUAGUCUGAAUGUGGACAGCAAGAAAUUCUGCACUAGAGAGGAGAAGCUGGAAAGCCUUCCUCGUACUUUUUUUGAAAUAAACAUGAUUGGUCAUAGCUACAAUGUCUACAAUGCAGUUUAUGCUGUGGCACAUGCAUUGCAUGCCAUGCACAUAUCCAGCUCCAAACACAGACUGCUAGGAGAGAGACUGAAAUUUCAGAUUGUACAGCCAUGGACGUUCCAUCACUUUCUAAGGAAGAUCUUCUUCAACAACAGUGUUGGAGACACUGUGAGGUUUGAUAAAAAUCAAGAAUUAUUAGCAGGGUUUGAUGUUACAAACUGGGUGACUUUCCCAAACAACUCUUUUGUUAGAGUAAAAGUUGGAAGGCUGGACCCUCAGGCUCCUCCAGGCAAAGAGUUGGCCCUUAAUGAUGACCAAAUUGAGUGGCACAGAAGUUUUAACCAGGUGCUGCCCCUUUCUGUGUGCAAUGACUAUUGCUAUCCUGGCUAUAGCAGGAAAAAGAAGGAGGGGGAGAGAUUUUGUUGCUAUGAUUGUGAUCCAUGUCCAGAAGGGAUGAUAUCUGAUCAGAAAGACAUGGAUGCCUGUAUGAAAUGUCCAGAAGACCACUAUGCCAACAGGGACCAAAAUCAAUGCAUUCCCCGACUUCUAAGCUACCUCUCUUACAAAGAACCUUUAGGAAUAAUCCUUACCAUAUUGACUAUUUCUUUGUCUUUCAUUGCAACUUUAGUACUUGGAAUAUUUAAGAACCACAAGGAGACUCCUAUAGUCAAAGCCAACAAUCAGACCCUCACCUACGUCCUCCUCAUCUUCCUCCUUCUUUGCUUUCUCUGCUCCUUGCUUUUCAUUGGACAGCCUGGGAAAGUGACCUGCAUUCUUCAACAAAUGACUUUUGGCAUUGUGUUUUCUGUGGUCCUUUCCACGGUGUUGGCAAAAACCAUCACAGUGGUUCUAGCAUUCAUGGCCACCAAACCAGGAUCUGGGAUGAGGAAAUGGGUGGGGAAAAGACUGACAAAUUCUCUUGUCCUUUCCGGCUCUUUUAUUCAAGUUGGCAUUUGUAUGGUUUGGCUGAUUACUUCUCCCCCGUUCCCAGAUAAGGACAUGAACUCACUGAAAGAGGAAAUCAUAGUGGAAUGCAAUGAGGGCUCAGCUUCCAUGUUUUAUUGUGUCCUGGGCUACAUGGGCUUCCUGGCCAUUGUGAGCUUCACUGUGGCUUUCUUUGCCCGGAAGUUACCUGACAGUUUCAAUGAAGCCAAAUUUAUCACUUUCAGCAUGCUGAUCUUUUGUAGUGUUUGGUUGUCCUUUGUUCCAACAUAUCUGAGCUCCAAGGGAAAAUAUGUAGUGGCUGUGGAGAUCUUCUCCAUCUUAUCUUCCGGUGGUGGGUUACUGGGUUCUAUUUUCCUCCCCAAAUGCUACAUCCUUAUUCUGAGGCCUGAGCUGAACAGCAAGGAGCAUUUAAUAAGGAGAUAA